CAAUAGGAAGACCUCCAGAAGCUCCCCGCGCUGCGCGGAUGUGUUUGCGGCCUGUGAGAGUAGGCCCUUCGGCAGUAGUCUCCCGGUUAGCGGCGCGCAGAAAUCUCGAGCUGGUGGACCCCCGCCUUCGUAACCUGGAGCCCGGAAGGCCGCGAAAACAGUACAAUUUCCUCAGCGGCGGGAGUCUAUCCUGAACUUAGAUCGUGUACAUUUUGGGAACUUAUUUUAGAAAAGAUCUAAGUUUAAAAAAUUCUCAAUGGACAGACAGAGAAAAGAGGGUCUUUGCCAACUCCUUUGGACCGCUGUGGUAAGAAUGUCUUUCCCCCCUCAUUUGAAUCGCCCUCCCAUGGGAAUCCCAGCACUCCCACCAGGGAUCCCACCCCCACAGUUUCCUGGCUUUCCACCACCUGUACCUCCAGGGACUCCAAUGAUUCCUGUACCAAUGAGCAUUAUGGCUCCUGCUCCAACUGUCUUAGUACCCACUGUGUCCAUGGUUGGAAAACAUUUGGGAGCACGGAAGGAUCAUCCAGGCUUGAAGGCUAAAGAAAAUGAUGAAAACUGUGGUCCUACUACUACAGUUUUUGUUGGCAACAUUUCUGAAAAAGCCUCAGACAUGCUUAUAAGACAGCUCCUUGCUAAAUGUGGCUUGGUUUUGAGCUGGAAGAGAGUACAAGGCGCAUCUGGAAAACUUCAAGCCUUCGGAUUCUGUGAGUAUAAGGAGCCUGAAUCAACCCUCCGUGCACUCAGGUUAUUGCAUGACCUGCAGAUUGGAGAGAAGAAGCUACUUGUUAAAGUUGAUGCAAAGACAAAAGCACAACUGGAUGAAUGGAAAGCAAAGAAGAAAGCUUCUAAUGGGAAUACCAGGCCAGAAACUGUCACUAAUGAUGACGAAGAAGCCUUAGAUGAAGAAACAAAGAGAAGAGAUCAGAUGAUCAAAGGGGCCAUUGAAGUUUUAAUACGGGAAUACUCCAGCGAGCUCAAUGCCCCCUCGCAAGAAUCUGACUCUCACCCCAGGAAGAAGAAGAAGGAAAAGAAGGAGGACAUUUUUCGCAGAUUUCCAGUGGCCCCACUGAUCCCUUAUCCACUCAUCACUAAGGAGGAUAUAAAUGCUAUAGAAAUGGAAGAAGACAAAAGAGACCUGAUAUCCCGAGAGAUCAGCAAAUUCAGAGACACACACAAGAAACUGGAAGAAGAGAAAGGCAAAAAGGAAAAAGAAAGACAGGAAAUUGAGAAAGAACGGAGAGAAAGAGAGAGGGAGCGUGAAAGGGAACGAGAAAGGCGAGAACGGGAACGAGAAAGGGAAAGAGAACGUGAACGAGAAAAGGAGAAGGAACGGGAGCGGGAACGAGAACGGGAUAGGGAUCGUGACCGGACAAAAGAGAGAGAUCGAGAUCGGGAUCGAGAGAGAGAUCGGGACCGUGAUCGAGAAAGGAGUUCAGAUCGGAAUAAGGAUCGCAGUCGAUCAAGAGAAAAGAGCAGAGAUCGUGAAAGGGAACGGGAGAGGGAAAGAGAGAGAGAGAGAGAACGGGAACGAGAAAGAGAACGAGAGCGAGAGAGAGAGAGAGAAAGGGAACGGGAGCGCGAGAGAGAAAAAGACAAGAAGCGGGACCGAGAAGAGGAUGAAGAAGAUGCAUAUGAACGAAGAAAACUUGAAAGAAAGCUCCGAGAGAAAGAGGCUGCUUAUCAAGAGCGCCUUAAGAAUUGGGAAAUCAGAGAACGAAAGAAAACCCGGGAGUAUGAGAAAGAGGCUGAAAGAGAAGAAGAAAGAAGAAGAGAAAUGGCAAAAGAAGCUAAACGACUAAAAGAAUUCUUAGAAGAUUAUGAUGAUGAUAGAGAUGAUCCCAAAUAUUACAGAGGAAGCGCUCUUCAGAAAAGGUUGCGUGAUAGGGAAAAGGAAAUGGAAGCAGAUGAACGGGAUAGGAAGAGAGAGAAGGAAGAGCUAGAGGAAAUCAGGCAGCGCCUUUUGGCAGAAGGGCACCCGGAUCCAGAUGCAGAGCUCCAGAGGAUGGAACAAGAGGCUGAGAGGCGUAGACAGCCACAAAUAAAGCAAGAACCAGAAUCAGAGGAAGAGGAGGAAGAAAAACAAGAAAAAGAAGAAAAACGAGAGGAACCCAUGGAAGAGGAAGAAGAGCCAGAGCAAAAGCCCUGUCUCAAACCAACUCUGAGGCCCAUCAGUUCUGCACCGUCUGUUUCCUCUGCCAGUGGCAAUGCAACUCCCAACACUCCUGGAGAUGAAUCUCCCUGUGGUAUUAUUAUUCCUCAUGAAAAUUCACCAGAUCAACAACAACCUGAGGAGCAUAGGCCAAAAAUAGGACUGAGUCUUAAACUGGGUGCUUCCAAUAGUCCUGGUCAGCCUAAUUCUGUGAAGAGAAAGAAACUCCCUGUAGAUAGUGUCUUUAACAAAUUUGAGGAUGAAGACAGUGAUGAUGUACCCCGAAAAAGGAAACUGGUUCCCUUGGAUUAUGGUGAAGAUGAUAAAAAUGCUGCCAAAGGCACUGUGAACACUGAAGAAAAGCGCAAACACAUUAAGAGUCUCAUUGAAAAAAUCCCUACAGCCAAACCUGAGCUCUUUGCUUAUCCCCUGGAUUGGUCUAUUGUGGAUUCUAUUUUGAUGGAACGACGAAUUAGACCAUGGAUUAAUAAAAAAAUCAUAGAAUACAUAGGUGAAGAAGAAGCUACAUUAGUUGAUUUUGUUUGUUCUAAGGUUAUGGCUCAUAGUUCACCUCAGAGCAUUUUAGAUGAUGUUGCCAUGGUACUUGAUGAAGAAGCAGAAGUUUUUAUAGUCAAGAUGUGGAGAUUAUUGAUAUAUGAAACAGAAGCCAAGAAAAUUGGUCUUGUGAAGUAAAAUUCUUUUUACAUUUAGAAUUCCAUUUCAAUGAUUUCUUCUUUCCCACCCUUCAAAGGACUUUAAUUUUUUUUUUUUUUUUUUUUUUUUUGGUCUUCAAAGACGUUUGUGAGAUCUGUAAUUUUUUUUUUAAUGUAGAAAAUGUGAAUUUUUUUUGUCCUCUAAUUUGUUAAUGCCAUGUGUACUCCCUUGGUUGUAAAGACAUCUGAAUCCUACCAUGGUUCUCUUUAUACUCACCAGGUACAAAUUACUGGUAUGUUUUAUAAGCCGCAGCUACUGUACACAGCCUAUCUGAUAUAAUUUUGUUCUGCUGAUUUGUUCCUUGUAAAUAUUAAAAUGACUCCCCAAUUCUUUUGCAGAAUUGCACUUAAUAUUGAACUGUACUGUAUAGGCACCAACAUGAAUGAUUUUAAAUUGAAAGAAUACCAGUCAUACCUAUUACCCUUACCCCCUUGAUCAAAAAUGGCAGGCCCUCAUGAUGGCAUGGAAUUUAAAAUUAGAGUGCGAAAAGUAGCAGACAAUCCAUUCCUACUGUAUCUCUCUGUAUGAAUGUGUUUGUGUGAAUGUAUGUAUAAAAGUCUUACUUUUCCCUAA
Molecule: messenger RNA, 3439 nt
Organism: Kogia breviceps (pygmy sperm whale)
Lineage: Eukaryota; Metazoa; Chordata; Mammalia; Artiodactyla; Physeteridae
Source: RefSeq, a predicted model, not a curated record